Messenger RNA from Hypanus sabinus (Atlantic stingray), 1640 nucleotides. It is a transcript of the gene slc18a3a, whose product is annotated as solute carrier family 18 member 3a. Lineage: Eukaryota; Metazoa; Chordata; Chondrichthyes; Myliobatiformes; Dasyatidae. Gene Ontology annotation, molecular function: acetylcholine transmembrane transporter activity; xenobiotic transmembrane transporter activity. The transcript has a single exon. Gene Ontology annotation, biological process: xenobiotic transport; chemical synaptic transmission; transmembrane transport. The record is from RefSeq and is a predicted model, not a curated record. Gene Ontology annotation, cellular component: terminal bouton; AP-1 adaptor complex; AP-2 adaptor complex. Bases 7 to 1560 code for a protein of 517 amino acids.
UCACGAAUGGCUGUAAAUAUGGCCAUCGGACUGAUUAAGUCAGCCGUGGUGACAUUUUCGGAGGUGGUUGGAGAGAGAAGCAAACAGAUAAGCGGUGCUAUGCAUGAACCGCUGCGGCAGCGCAAAUUGCUGCUUAUCAUCGUGUGUAUAGCAAUGCUACUGGACAACAUGCUCUAUAUGGUGAUUGUACCCAUUGUACCAAACUAUAUUGAAACAUUAAGAACUUACAAAGUGGUGUACGUCACAGUACCCACCAAUGGGACCAAUGGGUCUUUGUUCAACUCGACGCGGAAAGCUGUCUCGGAGAGAAGCCCCAACGCAAACGAAGACGUCCAGAUUGGAGUGCUGUUCGCCUCCAAAGCCAUCCUCCAGCUGAUCUCUAACCCAUUGACAGGUCCCUUCACCGACCGCGUAGGCUAUGACAUUCCGCUGCUGAUCGGGCUCGCUAUUAUGUUCUUAUCCACCCUCACGUUUGCCUUCGGCGAGAGCUAUGCCAUGUUAUUCAUAGCCAGGAGUAUGCAGGGGUUGGGGUCCGCCUUCGCGGACACCUCGGGAAUCGCCAUGAUCGCCGACAAGUACCCCGAGGAGUCGGAGAGGAGCCGAGCCCUGGGCAUCGCCUUGGCUUUCAUCUCCUUCGGUAGCUUAGUGGCGCCCCCCUUUGGUGGUAUAUUAUACAAGUUCGCGGGCAAGUGCGUUCCCUUCUUAGUGCUUUCUGUUGUCUCUCUGCUGGACGGUAUUUUGUUGCUAAUGGUCAUUAGGCCCUUCUCUAGUAGAACACGUCAGAAUAUGCCGCAGGGCACCCCCAUCUAUAAACUGAUGAUCGACCCCUACAUUGCUGUUGUGGCCGGGGCUCUCACCACCUGUAACAUUCCCCUGGCUUUCUUAGAGCCGACAAUAUCAAAGUGGAUGAAAAAGACAAUGAACGCUGGUGAAUUGCAAAUGGGACUCACGUGGCUGCCGGCAUUCUUCCCCCACGUCCUAGGCGUGUACAUCACUGUAAAGUUAGCCGCUAAAUACCCCAAUUACCAAUGGUUCUACGGAGCGUUAGGUCUGGUUAUUAUAGGUGCUAGUUCGUGCACGAUCCCAGCCUGCAGAAAUUUUGAAGAACUCAUCUUCCCGUUGUGCGCCCUCUGCUUUGGGAUUGCCCUGGUGGACACUGCCCUCCUGCCCACCCUUGCCUUCCUUGUUGAUAUUCGUUAUGUGUCCGUGUACGGUAGCGUCUAUGCCAUCGCUGAUAUCUCCUAUUCCGUUGCCUAUGCCUUGGGCCCCAUUGUGGCCGGACAGAUCGUUCACACUUUGGGGUUUGUGCAACUCAGCCUUGGCAUGGGGUUGGUCAAUAUCCUCUACGCCCCUACGCUGCUGUUCCUCAGAAACGUGUGUCAAAUGAAACCCUCUCUGUCCGAGAGAAAUGUCCUUUUGGAGGAGGGACCAAAAGGUUUGUAUGACACCAUCAUAAUGGAAGAACGCAAAGCGACUAAGAAAACUCACGUUAGCUCGGCAAGCAAUCUCUCCACGCCCUCGGUCCUGGAUAACUCCGACCAAGAGGACUCCAGUGAAUAAUUCCGCGUGAAGAUGAUUCAUUCAGUAGUGACCAUAGUUAGACUGAUUUCCACACACUUCAAUCGUCGCAGGACAUAACU